AUGCUCGACGCGACGACUGUGCAGGAACUGCGGAAGAUGCUGCAGAGUGCGCAGGGGGCGGGGGACGCAAAGACGUGUCUCGACGUGCUGGAGAAGCUGGACAAGGGCGUCGUGGCGACGGAGGAAUUGCUCAGGGAAACCAAAAUCGGCGUAACGGUCAACAAAGUCGCCCAGUCCGCCUCCUCGCCUGAAGUUACAGCGAAAGCUAAGGCGCUCGUGCAGAAGUGGAGGAGUGCGGUGCUGCCGAAGGAGGGGAGGAGCAUGUCACCUUCGGUUUCCGCUUCCGCCUCGACAUCGACCACAAUCAAGAAGGCUAGCUCGCCUCCUGCUGCCGAGUCGAAGUCGUCGCAGGUCAAGGAGGAGAAGCCUCGCUGGACGACCGCGACUGUUUCUCCGCCCGAGUCCACGUCCAGCUCUCCCACCGUUCCCCGCCCGUCGCUCUCGACGCGUCGCCCCUCCCUCCCCGCCACCACCUCGACUCCGCCGGCACCUCUCAAGCGCCCUGCGUCAGCCACUCCAGACCCGGACCUCGCUCCGCCCGCCUCCAAAAAAGCGCGCGAGUCCGCUCCGCCCGCAAGGACGCACGAGACCGACUCGGUUUGCUUUGACAAGAUCUUUCCUGGAGCGACGGGGAAAGGGAAGAAGAGCAAGGGAGGGGAGAGCGAGGAUGAGGGUGAGAAGAAGGUCGGGAAGGCGGGAAAGGCCAACAAGGUGAGGGCGUCGUGCUGUGAGGCGUUGUACGACGCAAUCGCUUGCCACUCGACAGCCGAAACGAAGACGCUCGCCGCCAAAGCUAUCGAGAUCGAGCAAGCCGUCUGGGACCAGAACCUUCCGAGCGACAAGAUGACCCCGACCCAGGCGUACCGCACCAAGGUCCGCUUCCUGUACCAGAACCUCAAGACGCCUGGGAACAGGACGUUGAGGAUGAAGGUCGUCGAUGGGGAGUUUGAGGUUGCGAAGCUUGUUGUGUGCUCGUCUGCGGACUUUCGCACGGCCGAACAGAAGGCUCUCGAGGGAGAAGUCCAGAAGCGCAGCUUGCAGAACGCCUGCUUCGACGCGACCUCGACGCUCGGCGAGGCGAUGCGCGAGACGAUGAAGUGGCGCGGUGGAGGGAGGUGA
Messenger RNA from Rhodotorula toruloides NP11, 1119 nucleotides. RefSeq names its product transcription elongation factor S-II. Bases 1 to 1119 code for a protein of 372 amino acids. Gene Ontology annotation, biological process: transcription elongation by RNA polymerase I; regulation of mRNA 3'-end processing; transcription antitermination. The transcript is spliced from 6 exons. The record is from RefSeq and is a predicted model, not a curated record. Gene Ontology annotation, molecular function: RNA polymerase II transcription regulatory region sequence-specific DNA binding. Gene Ontology annotation, cellular component: nucleus. Lineage: Eukaryota; Fungi; Basidiomycota; Microbotryomycetes; Sporidiobolales; Sporidiobolaceae.